GCGUGGAGUCUCCUCCUCCUCUUCACAUAAACUCUUUGAUUCCCACAGAAGGCACACACACAGAAGCAUCUCUGGUUGUUUUUAAACUCUUUUGGCCUUUGUUUUUGUCCGUCCCAUCUGUUUGUACCUGUGGGACCUGUGGGUCACUUUAGCAGCACCUGGGACUUAUUUACUUAUCGGAGUAGCACACACUCUUCUACUCCCUCGUGCCUCCCUCCCCAGACCUUCUGUGACUGUCAGCCCUCCACCGGUGGACUAUGCCCCUAUCAGUCAGCUGAGGGAGGGGGCUCUGCAGCUGCUCAGUCUCCCACCUGGAGAAGGCUUGGUCUGAAAUUAAAGAGAAGACGGUAAUUGCUGAAGAUGCAAGCUUCAACUGUCUCACCUGGGACCAACACUACAGUACCUUCAAACACAACCACCACCACAAAGACCAAAGAACAAAUACUCAUCCAGAGCUCCGGGGCAAUGAUCGCUGUCAUUGUCAUAGGUAUCAUCAUCCUUCUUGCCAUUCUGCUGAUCAUCCUGAAGACGUACAACAGGCGGACCCAUGUAUCCAGAGUCCUGGGAGCCAGCGGUGGCUCCAAACCUCGUCCGAAGAUGUCACAAUCCACAGUUCCGAGCAGCAUGCCGCUGAGCACCAUGGGAGUCAACUCUGUGUCGGGCAGCAUCUCCAAUUUAAACCCAGCCUCAGAGAAUGGCUUCCAGCUACCCAGAGUGGAGCUGAUCAGUGUGGAGGGAAACCACAUAGAGCAAUCCAGCACCAUCAGUGAAUCCACUGCGAUAACCAUACACAAUUCUCCAUCAAUGAGAAACACAUAGCAGCAAGACUGUGGUUCUCACAACAGGCACUGACUGAUGUGUUGUCUCCAUCCGUGACCACAUACUGUGUGCAGACUGAAUCCUGUGAAAACUCAAUCCGUGACGUUAGUGUUUUCACUGUCAAUCUCCACCA
Perca flavescens (yellow perch) is the source of this 952-nucleotide messenger RNA. RefSeq names its product non-compact myelin associated protein (gene ncmap). Gene Ontology annotation, biological process: regulation of myelination. The transcript is spliced from 4 exons. The record is from RefSeq and is a predicted model, not a curated record. Gene Ontology annotation, cellular component: paranode region of axon; Schmidt-Lanterman incisure; plasma membrane. Gene Ontology annotation, molecular function: structural constituent of myelin sheath. Lineage: Eukaryota; Metazoa; Chordata; Actinopteri; Perciformes; Percidae. Bases 361 to 819 code for a protein of 152 amino acids.